AUCGAUCAGUGUGUCAAAGAUGCCGUCUGUGCAACUACAUACGCAGCCUCAAACCAAGGCAAAUGACUCACUGUCAAACCCCUUGCCGUCUUUGCUGCAGACGCCAUCUGGACUCGCCGUCCUCGAGAUUCAAGGCACCAUUCAUGGACCGUCCCUACAGUCAGAGCAACCGAUCACGGAGACACAGAACACCCGGAUCGGUCGAUUGGAGUUUCCGCUGUACACCUCUGCGGAACCAGCCGAAGGGAAGUGGAUGAAGAAAGUCUACCUCUACGUCGGCAAACAUCAACGAUUGACUGGAGAGAUCAAAAAGUUGGUGAAGCCUUUGGCCAUCAUCCGCAAAUUCGAUGGCACCGAGCAGCCCAACGGAAGCGAAGCUGCAGACGCCAGCGAGGGUCUGGAGGUUGUAGAUAUUGUCAAGUACAAGUUGCUCUUCAGUGGACGGCCGGAGCCUGUUGGUGAAUGAAGCAAUUCUAAAAAGUGGCAGGAAGUCGAACUGCGACGCUCAUCGAUGUGGACGGGUAACGACUUCUCGGCUCAAAGACGUGCAACGGGCCGUUGCAAGGCCACGGCAGGUGGCUCGACCAAUAUGUCUACUCAAGAAAUCUACGUGUCCUUGAGGGUGGCCUAACCCGGCG
Exophiala xenobiotica is the source of this 638-nucleotide messenger RNA. RefSeq lists its product as uncharacterized. The record is from RefSeq and is a predicted model, not a curated record. NCBI's taxonomy places the organism in Eukaryota, Fungi, Ascomycota, Eurotiomycetes, Chaetothyriales, Herpotrichiellaceae. Gene Ontology annotation, cellular component: Ctf18 RFC-like complex. The transcript has a single exon. Gene Ontology annotation, biological process: mitotic sister chromatid cohesion. Bases 20 to 466 code for a protein of 148 amino acids.